Onychostoma macrolepis is the source of this 1547-nucleotide messenger RNA. RefSeq names its product RAB18B, member RAS oncogene family (gene rab18b). NCBI's taxonomy places the organism in Eukaryota, Metazoa, Chordata, Actinopteri, Cypriniformes, Cyprinidae. The transcript is spliced from 7 exons. The coding region runs from base 122 to 739 and encodes 205 amino acids. The record is from RefSeq and is a predicted model, not a curated record. Gene Ontology annotation, molecular function: GTPase activity; GTP binding.
GGAUUUCUUACGCAACAUCGAACAUGAUCCUCGUGACGUCACGCCAGAGUCGGAAGUUCCAGCGCAGCAGCAGCAGAGAACAACACCGAGUUACACCAGCUUUAGUGUAAACAGCCAGAACAUGGACGACGACGUGUUAACGACUUUGAAGAUUUUAAUUAUCGGCGAGAGUGGUGUCGGUAAAUCAAGUUUGCUCCUGCGCUUCACAGAUGACACAUUUGACCCAGAAUUAGCUGCGACUAUUGGUGUGGACUUUAAAGUGAAAACUAUUGCAAUAGAUGGCAACAGAGCAAAGCUGGCCAUAUGGGACACGGCCGGUCAGGAGAGGUUCAGAACUCUAACACCAAGCUACUACAGAGGAGCCCAGGGUGUCAUUUUGGUGUAUGAUGUUACAAAGCGGGACACGUUCUCAAAGCUCGAGAACUGGCUUAAUGAACUGGAGACAUACUGUACACGCAACGACCUGGUUAAAAUGCUAGUUGGGAACAAAAUCGACAAGGACAACCGUGAAGUAGACCGGAACGAAGGCUUGAAGUUUGCACGAAAACACUCCAUGCUUUUUAUUGAGGCUAGCGCAAAGACGCGGGAUGGAGUUCAGUGUGCCUUUGAAGAACUGGUGGAAAAGAUCCUGCAGACGCCGGGGCUCUGGGAGAGCAGCAUCCAGAACCACGGUGUCCAGCUGUCCGAUGAUGAACAGCAGCGUCAGGGUGCCUGUGGGGGUUACUGCUCCCUGGUUUAACAUCCUCACCUCAACCCAAGAACCACAAACUGAGAUGGAAAGCACCGUUUUCUUCCUUCUGAAUGAGAGCUUCCUCUGAGGGGGAAUGGUCUGCUCCCUUAGAGCUGGUCAAAGGGACCUUUGCAGUUUGCACACUCUGUGUCACUCAAUGUUGUUUUAUUCUGUCCCAGGAUUCUGUCAUGUUAUUCUCGAUAUGUGUAUCACAGUGCUACAUUACCUGUAGCCAAUGUAAACCGUUAUUAUGCAAAAUAAGUCCUUUUGAAGAUUACACCCUGAGCAUGUUGAAAUAUGCCAGAUAUAAUGCUCUCCCCCACCCCUAGCAGGACGGCAGAGUUGACGCGCUUCCCCCUCAAUGGGAGUGCUGCCUUUGACCUGAUGUAUGUAGGCCAAUAGGAUUCUAGGAGGGGAGGGGCCGAGAAACGGCAGGAUCUGAUCAGUGUGAUGAACUCAUUCAACAUGGACGUUAUCAAAUGUCCUUUGUACCUGUAUUACAUUUCAUCUGCUUAACACAUCCUCUGCUGCUCUCAUUUUAAUCUCCAGCUUUUUAUUUAAAUUCGUAUUCCCAUGUUAUUUUUUAUAAUAUUUGGCCUUAGAAAUAUUGCUUCGCAUGAUUCUACCUUCUUGAAUAGUUUGAAAUAUUAUUUUGUAAAUAACAGGUCUUCAGUAGCUGUUCUGAAUCAUAAUUCACACAGUAAUCUAUGAAACGCAGUUUAGCUCCAGCUCUCAUGAGUUGAGAUACAUUAAGCAUGUUUAAAAAUGUAAUCUAUGAUGAAUUUUGUCUGAAUAACACGUGAGAUGAUCCAUUUUA